UACAGCCCCGAUCAUUUAAGCGCGUUUUUGAAUUUUGAAAAUUACUUGUGAAACGGUGAAACAGCGGUUUAGGAAAAGCGCUAUCAUUUAGAUCGAUACAACCGACAGGCGAAACACCGGAAUCAAGCUGCAAUAUGGGGCUUUCGCGUGUUGAACGGGUUAUACCCGGAACACGUUGGCUCCGAGGUUACACCGGACAGUUCGUUGUGGCCGAUCUCAUCGCAGGCGUUACGGUGGGACUGACAGUGCUUCCACAAGGAUUGGCGUACGCGACAUUGGCCGGAUUGGAACCGCAGUACGGUCUUUAUUCCGCAUUCAUCGGUGGCGUAGUGUAUGCCCUGUUGGGUGGAUGCCGUGAAGUGACCAUUGGACCAACCGCGCUGCUAUCGCUCAUGACCAGCCGUCAUACGGGGUACGGUGGUGAUUCAGGACCUCAGCUUGCGAUCCUGCUCUGCUUUCUAUCGGGAGUUGUAGAGCUUUUGAUGGCCGUUCUCCGGCUGGGAGCACUUGUCGAUUUGAUCUCCUUACCGGUGACAGUGGGAUUUACUUCGGCCACGGCCCUUAUUAUCGGUGCGUCACAACUUAAGGCGUUGUUGGGCAUCCGGGGAGGUUCCGGAUCGGGUUUCGCGAGUACCGUGCGUACCGUCAUUGAAAGGAUUCAAGAGGCGCGAGUUGCUGACAGCAUCCUUGGUGUGACUUCAAUUGCGGUGCUGCUAGCGUUAAGGAAAUUAAAGGACUUCAAAACGCCUCCUGACGCAACGCGAAGUCGUAAGACGAUCGGACUCGUCUGCUGGUUGGUAGCAACGGCAAGGAACGCACUCGUCGUGCUUGUGACCAGUUUCAUAGCAUUCUAUUUCGACCAGCACGGGAAGCGUCCGUUUAUCCUGACUGGUACGGUUAAGAGUGGCAUACCGGACUUUCAGAUGCCGCCGUUUAGCACCGUGUUUCCUACCGGUGGUGGACCAAACGGGACCAGUCCAGUUCCCGUCGGCUUCACCGGAAUGCUCGAGGAACUCGGCGCAUCAAUUGCACUUGUUCCGAUUAUUGCGGUGCUCGGUAACGUGGCUAUCUCGAAGGCGUUUGGUGGCAGCGGAAUCAACCCAACUCGCGAGCUGGUGGCCCUGUCAUUGAGCAACAUUUGUGGUUCGUUCUUCAGCUCGUUUCCGGUGACGGGAUCGUUUUCACGCAGUGCUGUGAACCAUGCCAGUGGCGUGAAAACGCCCAUCGGUGGAAUCUACACGGGUGCGCUGGUAUUGUUGGCACUGGGUGUCCUGACACCAUACUUCCAGUAUAUUCCAAAAGCCGCCCUUAGCGCGGUCAUCAUAUCGGCAGUCAUAUUCAUGAUCGAGUACGAAGUCAUUCGACCACUGUGGCGCUGCAACAAGCGAGAAUUAAUACCGGGUGCGGUAACAUUCGUAUUGAGUCUUAUCCUCGGUGUGGAGUUGGGACUGUUGGCCGGAGUGUUGACAGAUCUAGCGUUUGUCGUGUAUCGAACUGCUCGCCCAAUGCUGACGGUUACCGUGGCGAGCACGGCCCUCGGUACGCAGUAUAUAUUGAUCCGUCCAAACCAUAGCCUCAUUUACUUCCCAGCUGUCGAGUGGGUUCGAAACGUAACGUCGAAAGCGAUCAAACAGCAUGGGAACAUACCAGUAGUGUUUGACUGUAGAUUAGUGAAUGAAUUCGAUUAUACUGCUGCAACGGGAUUGCAAAUGUUACGUCAGGAGCUGGAGAAGAAGAAAAUUCCACUAAUCAUUUAUGGAUCCUCCAAUGACGUUCGAAAGCUUUUACAAGAAACGCUAAAGAGUAGUCUGCUGGAGGUGACCAACGAUGACGAACUGGAGAUACUGUUGCAAGAAAUCUCCACCCCCGAGGGAGGUAAGCAUGAGCUGCGUGAGGUCGUUACGCCGCUCCUAGCGCCUGAACGUACGCCUCCCAUUGCCGAAACUGCAGAAGAACCUUAAAUGGAUCCUUUGUGUUCGAACGAUGUCUUUUUGUGUUUUGUGUGUGUUUUCACUAAUAUUUAAUGUAUGUUUAAGUAUUACGGAGUAAAUCCUUCAUUGUGCAUGCCAAGUACACUUCAUCGGGUGUUCACUAUCACAUUUGUGUGUUAAAUGGUGAGGAUUAUGUUUCUUUCUGUAUAUUCUAUCUCGUCGGUCGUUAUAGGUGUACGACAUCAAAAAAUCAA
Anopheles nili is the source of this 2185-nucleotide messenger RNA. RefSeq names its product sodium-independent sulfate anion transporter. Gene Ontology annotation, biological process: transmembrane transport. The record is from RefSeq and is a predicted model, not a curated record. Bases 135 to 1961 code for a protein of 608 amino acids. Gene Ontology annotation, cellular component: membrane. NCBI's taxonomy places the organism in Eukaryota, Metazoa, Arthropoda, Insecta, Diptera, Culicidae. Gene Ontology annotation, molecular function: sulfate transmembrane transporter activity. The transcript is spliced from 5 exons.